Caenorhabditis elegans is the source of this 2189-nucleotide messenger RNA. It is a transcript of the gene F53F4.4, whose product is annotated as DUF19 domain-containing protein. The transcript is spliced from 11 exons. Lineage: Eukaryota; Metazoa; Nematoda; Chromadorea; Rhabditida; Rhabditidae. The record is from RefSeq and is marked reviewed. The coding region runs from base 45 to 2111 and encodes 688 amino acids.
GUUUUUGGGGGAAAGCGCACAAUAAGCUAACAACAGAAAUUAUCAUGCUGAUUUUAUUUUUUUUUAUUUUUCUCAAUGUGUUAGCCGCAGAAGACCUUAUCCCAACUUCACAAUGCCCUGACAAUCCAACAUUCUGUAUGUUGGAUCUUCUUAAAACUUGGGAAGAACUGAGAUUACCCGAGACAAAUGCCACAAACAUCUUGUUACCAGUUUUAUACUAUUCCAAAAGUUCAUUAAUCACACUGUGUGAGAGCUAUUCAAAUGUUGAAGAGAAAUGUGGUCUCGGAAGAUGCCACGUGGAUAAUCCAGUCGCCAAUUUUGUCACCCGUCAUUUCUCGUUUGUAUGUCAAAAGGAUGCAGCUACAAAGUACUUUGAAAAUCAACAAUGCAUAUCACUGACCCUUGUUGUAUCCAAAUGUACUACAUCUAUCAAAGAAGAACCCAAAAUGGGAGGCGAACUUUUCUGUCCAAACGUUGAUAAAUUUGUGACAUGCAUCGAGGAACCUCUACGAACAUCCUGUGGAAAUGAAGCUUAUGCAUUGGUAAUGAAGGCUAUUGAGAGAUAUGGAUGCCCUUCAAAAAUUGAAGUAGCAAGAGUCAACGAGUUUCUUAGUGUUGGAGUUGACGCGUCAACUUUGUUGAUUUCUGAAAAUUUGGAAAACACGACUGCAAAAGUGACUACAGAUGGGUCAAAACCAGAAGUUAAUAUGCUUGUCAAAACUUCACUUAAUGUUGAUGACAAAAAUACAACAUUAGGGGUGUCAAAAGAAGAAGAAGUUAUUGCAACAACUGAAUCAACUAAGGAAAAGAAAUUAAAAUCUGGAGAAGUGACGUCACAUGUGCUUGAAUCCACUACUACAGUUGAAUUUUUGGAAAAUAAAAUCAGUGAAAAAAGUAAUGAAAUAGUGGAGGGUUCUGGAGAAAAUUUGACUCCAGAGACCACAACUGUUACUCUGGAGACAGUUCAAACAAGAAGACCAAAGAGGAAACAAUUCAAUGCAGAAAACAUGACAGACUGCUACACAAGUAUAAUUGGAGACUUUGGUCGCUUCCUUCAUUCAUCUCCAUACUCUUCAUUCGUUCGAUUCCCGUUGUUUGGCAUCAAACCAAUGGAGCUGGAAGUGCUGUGUGCAAAGUUUGCAGUCGCAACAGAAUGUGUGAAUAGCUUCUGUGUUGGGAACUGUCGACUACCAGCCAUCAAAAGUUUUGUUGAUUCUCAGCUGAAGGAAGCAUGCGCAAUGAAGGAUCUGCCAGAUUUUGCAUUGGAAUUUACUUGUAUGCAGAGUGUCUUCAAGGAUAAUACUGAAUGUAUCAGUUUCCUAAACUCAACAAAUCCAAAUCGAUGUGAUGGUCAUCCACAAUUCAGAAAUUGUAUUAUCGAACGACUAUUAGGAGAUUGUUCCGAUGAAACAGUUAGACUGAUGGAUAGAUUAGAAAAUGGUUUCGGAUGCAAGUUACUUGUAGAACAAGAGAUUGAUGAGGGCUCAGAUGGGAGCGGGGAAAGUCUAGAAGGAUCUGGAAGUGGUGAUGUUCCAGAAGGUUCGAGGGACAAGAAGAAAUGGGAAAACACACCUGGGAAUUUGACCGAUGAAACUUUACUCACCGAAGACCUUGAAGUUAAACCGAAAAUUUGUGAAGGGAUUGUCAAGACUACAGCUCUCUCGUGCCUUGCCCCGCUUCUUCGAUUAUGGACUGGAAUUAAAGAAAACCGAAAAGACACUGAAGUUGUUUUCCCAAUCUUCGAAUUCUCAAAAAUUGAACUCUUGGAACUAUGUGAUGCAUUUGCAAAUUAUAGAAGUUGUAUUAAGUACACAGUCACGACAGUUUGUAGAAGUGAACCUGUUAUAAAUUUUGCCGAGGAACAUUUUGGACAAGUUUGUACAUCUCAGCAAAUUGAAGCGUCAAUGAGAACUCAUGAGUGUAUCAAUGCAAUCGAUUCAAGGAGUAUGGGAAUAUGUCAGAAGUUUAGCAGAGGAGAGACCUUGCCAGGAAAACGAAAGUGUCCAAAAGUUCGUCGCUACACAUCAUGCCUUCGAAAGCUGGUUUCUUCGUCUUGUGGGCAUUUGAUGUUGGCACAAUUUGAUAUGAUUGUUAAUCGUUUCGGAUGUUAAUUAUUGAUUAAAAUUUAAAAAUUAUUUAUUAAUAACUUUUUUUGAAAUUACGGCUAAUAAAAAUAAUUUGUGAACACG